GAUAGAUAGAUAGAUAGAUAAAUUGUGAAACAGUAGGCGGCGCUGUCUCAAAAACAUUACAUGCCUGAAAUUGCGGUUGGCCUGAAUCUGCGGUCUCCGUCUGUAGCGGUAUCCUUCUCCUCCGAGUGAUUCGUUCAUGCUACGAUUAGCACCGCUAGCUAGCGCUCAGGAAGGCAGGGGGUGAGUGACGCAAACGUGCUGUUAGCAAAGCAAUGCUACUAUGAACUAUUGAGCUUUCAGCCCAGAACAGGAAAGAAAAUGCUUUUGUCAACAAACUCGCAUUUUUUAUGAUGAGCCAGAUAUAUUUAUACUAAUGAAAGUAGUUUGCUCACAUCAAGAGUUAUGAGUCAGUUGGGGUGAUUUGUGAGUCAGUAAAGUCAUUCUCGAGUAUUGAACGAUUCGUAUAUGAGAAAAAGAACUACUUCCUGUAGUUCAGGGAAAAUGGCGCAGGGAGCGAAGAAAUUUAAAGCCCAGCGUUCUGGGACGAACAAGAAACAACAUUCUAACAAACAGAAAGGACCGAAGAAAGGAGGGAGGAUCAUUGCACCAAAAAAAACUCAAGUGGUUCAGCAGCAAAAGCUAAAGAAGGGCUUAGAGGUUGCAAUCAGGAACAAGAUUGAGCAGGAGGUGACUCAGAAAGCCAGCUCCUCCCUCCAUAAGCCGCUGUCCGUGGUCAAAGGUGUCGACGGGAAAGGAAACCCAGGAGCUGCUCGUCCUGGAGCCAGCUUAAAGUAGGGCCACUUGCCGGUCCUGGAUGUAUUCAGCAGGUCUGGUCCAGUUCAGACCCGGAUCUCAUAAAGUAUAGUUUCACUAUGGACUGAGGACUUUCCAUGCUUUACCUUGUGGAUCUUAUAAGUCACAGUUUAUUUUUAUCAGUUUAAAUCAGACUGUUUUAUCUGAUGGUUUAAUUUUGCAGCCACCAGUAAACGGAAAGGAAAAUAGGAUCAGAUGGAUGAAAAUCGUGUUCUGUUUGUGUUGACCUUUCCUUGAAACUGAAAUGAUUGAUUCUGUCUUUUCCAGUCAGAUUCCACCCAGAACUGCUAGAUAAUUUUAAUGAAAUAAAGUCAUCCACACUAGUGGGAGAUGUUAAGUGCUUUUGGGUUUAAUUACCUCUCAAAAACAAAUUUAUGUGAUACGUUUAUCACAUUUUAGUUAAAUAAAAUGAUUAUCCUCA
Nothobranchius furzeri (turquoise killifish) is the source of this 1174-nucleotide messenger RNA. It is a transcript of the gene c6h19orf53, whose product is annotated as chromosome 6 C19orf53 homolog. NCBI's taxonomy places the organism in Eukaryota, Metazoa, Chordata, Actinopteri, Cyprinodontiformes, Nothobranchiidae. The record is from RefSeq and is a predicted model, not a curated record.